AUGUCAGGUGUAUACGCCUUGGCACAGCCACCGCAAGUGGAUGCUGUGUUCGCCAAAGUUUUGAUAAGUGCCUUAGACCUUUCACAGUGCCCUAAGAAGGCCAAAGUACUCGUGCCGGCUGGAAAAGGGUCACCUUACAAGGUAAAGAUGGAGGAAGUCAGGAACAAGGUCUUGCUUGAGCAUCUCGAAAAAUCUCUCAAGAUUUCUUCAGUGAGCGGCAACCCAGUUGCUGAGUACAACGCAAGCGUACGAGACCUCUUCCUCGCGGGCAUACCAAUGCUAGAAGGCUUGGGCGAAAUGGCUGAGGGGAAAAAAGACGUAUUAACACAGGUUUCACAAGCGGUAGGGACGGAAAUGCAGCAAGAACUCGACGAUAUAAUACGUGAAGAAUACAGCACGGUGUUAACGACGUGUACGUCCAUGCCUGACAGCAUUACAGUCUCAACCGUGAAACUGUUGUUAGUCUGCUUCCCAGUUUUCCCUGUAGCUCUGUUUCUGACCCAUUGCUGGAAAAAUUGCAUGAAAAAUUUCAAAGGCAGUUGCAAGCAUUCCAUGUGCUCUAGCGAAAGCCGUUCCGUAUCUUUGCACGUGAAGAAAUGCAACAGCCUAUGUUUCUUGCCUUGUGCACGCACAAUCUGCAAAACCGGAUCCUUCUACGCUGGAUUUGGAUGUUGUUUGUUGCGUUUCGCUUCCUCAGAUUUGGAGAAAGCAGGCAAAAGAACUUCCCGGUUCAAGCGGGUGCUUGCCAGAAACAAACUCUUACGGAAAAUGUUCGUUGGCCUUCUGAAAUUCAUCUUGAAGAUUUGCCUGCCCUUCUUGAAGAGAAACAAAAGAACCCACAGUGCCUCAGCAGCGAGACUGGAGCGCGGAAGAAAUGCUUCUGUUCUCCCCUUCUUGGGGUUGUACCCUGGAUCCAUGGCUUGGGCCGAAUUCGUGAAGGCAUUUGUUCGUGAAGUCGUUUUAUCAGGGGACAAAGCGAGUGCUCGGCUGGAAGGCGAACUGGUGAAAGCGCUGCUAAAAUCCUAUUUUAGCAGAAAGAAAGCGGCGCUGAGCAAGGUGAAGAGGAAGGCGAAGAAAGCAGCCAAGAAAGCAGCCAAGAAAGCAGCCAAGAAAGAAGCCAAGAGAGCCCGAAAGAGAGGAGGGAACGCGGCUGAUGGGGUGCUGGCGGCUACGGCAUUAGUGCAACUGAGCAAAAGGAGAGGCACCCCUGCGUUUUCAUCGCCAGUCCGCCGUCUCGUUGCCGCGGAGCAGCCCUAUUUUGGAAAGCUUUUGCGUGUUCAGGGAGCUUCUUCUUCCCUGCUGCAGUCAGAGGGGGAAGGUGUACAUAACGGACGUCACAAAAAGGGGAAGCGCUUGCUGAUUGGUCUUAUACUCUUGGGUCUUGUCGGAAUUAUGAUUUUAGCGAGUGGUGCAACUCUGGGCCUCUGGGUUCCCAUAAUGGCGCUGACAGUUUCUAUAAUUGGACUGGUGCUGAUUGUAGUGAUGAAAUUCUUGAAGGCUAGAAGUCAAACCUCACAACAUGGAGAGGAGGAUUCUUCUACGGACACAGAUGACGACCAGGAGGCUGGAUUUGAGGGCGAAGAUAAUGAUGCCUUCGAAGAGUGA
Cyclospora cayetanensis is the source of this 1605-nucleotide messenger RNA. RefSeq lists its product as uncharacterized. Lineage: Eukaryota; Apicomplexa; Conoidasida; Eucoccidiorida; Eimeriidae. The record is from RefSeq and is a predicted model, not a curated record. The transcript is spliced from 2 exons. The coding region runs from base 1 to 1605 and encodes 534 amino acids.